AUGGUCAAGAUUUUGCUGACCAUUGGAUCUAACCCAGAAGAAAAUGUCCAAAAGUCACAAACUUUACUGAGUCUGAUGGCACAGUAUAGGGAGAAUACAUAUAAAGACAAAGGAAAGGGUGCCCAGGAAGAGGCUGAAUAUGUGAAAGGGAGGUUUAGAAUUUUAUUCAAAUUACUUGGACAGCUACAGGAAUUACAGCAGUCAGGAGAUCUUCAGGACCUGGCAAGUGAAUUGUGUGUGCUGGAGAAGAAGAUGACUAAGGAAAAUGUCAGCGGAGUUGGUGGAAGGUUUGAGUGGGUGGAUAGUCAGUUUGUGCGUGCUCUUCAAUCAGGCGACUGGCUGCUAAUUGACAAUGUUAACUUCUGCAGCCCCUCUGUCUUAGACCGCUUGAAUGCCCUACUGGAGCCUAAUGGGGUUCUCAGCAUCAAUGAAAGGGGGGUAUUAGAUGGGGAGGUACCCACCAUUGUCCCACACCCAGACUUCAGAUUGAUUCUUGCCAUGGAUCCCAAGCAUGGGGAGAUUUCCAGAGCUAUGAGGAACAGAGGGGUGGAGAUAUACAUUCUUGGAGAGGAGGAAGGGGUCUGUUAUGAUGACCAUGACAUCAAGACCAUGCUUCACGGUCUAGGCCUGGUGGGUAGAGUGCCCUGUGAUACCCUCAUGUCCAUCCACAUGGAGAUUAAAGAAAACACAUCCAGUUUUGACAGGCCAUCCAUCCUGAGUGUCCUGCAGGCAGCCUCACUGACUGUACAGAAUAUGGAGAGAGGGGUGGACCUGCAGGGGAGCCUGCUGUUAGCAUGUACUGAUGUGUAUGUCAGGUGUCAGAAGAACUUUGAAGAUAGACAGAGAGCCAGAGAUCUUAUUUCUGCUCAUGUCAUUGCCCUUGAUAUGCUAAAGAUAGAGCAAAGGGAGCAACGGUCAGCUCUGCUAGAGGCAGGA
Molecule: messenger RNA, 936 nt
Organism: Lingula anatina
Lineage: Eukaryota; Metazoa; Brachiopoda; Lingulata; Lingulida; Lingulidae
Product: midasin-like
Biological process (GO): ribosomal large subunit assembly; ribosomal large subunit export from nucleus
Cellular component (GO): nucleus; preribosome, large subunit precursor
Molecular function (GO): ATP binding; ATP hydrolysis activity
Source: RefSeq, a predicted model, not a curated record